AUGGCGGCGCCCACUCGAUAUUUCCACGUGUCUAAGUUCACAGCUACCUUGUUAAUUCCCAAACCCACAUUUACACACAGUGAAAUAACAGCUAUCCAGCCUGGAAAUGAUCGAAAAGUGUCCAACAACCAUUACCGAGUUCCUAAACCAACCAAGAUCUCUUUUAAAGGUCACUCAAAAGGCCUAAACCGAAGCAAGAUCUCUGCGCCAACCCAGCCCGGCAGCAGCAGAGCUCUCAGCCACUGCCCUGAGCCAAAGCUCCUCAGCAGCAGGAACAGCUCCAAACUGCCAGCAGCCGCCCCACAGCCCCACAGGAUCCCAGCCCCGGCCCACAGACGCCCCUCAGCCCCAAGGGAUCCCAAUCCGGAAUCACAACCCCCCCUGCGAGCCCCACCGGGGCCGGCCCCAGCCCCACAGACCACCCCUGCAGAACCCCACAGAUGCCCUCCCCACAGCCGCCCCUGCCCAGCCCCCACAGCUUCUCCGCCCAGCCCCACAGAGGCUUCCCCCAGCCCCACACCCCCCAACCCCACAAACCCUCCGGCACCCCAACGGAGCCCCCUGCACCCCACGCACCCUCCCGACCCCCAGCUCCACAGCCGCCCCCAGCAGCCCCUCCCUAGCCCCCAGCCCAGCACAAACCCCUCAGCCCCGGGGAUCGCAAGCCCAGCCCCAGGCUGCCCCCCGCAGCUUCCCUUACCGCCCCGAGCAGACAAAGGCGGCGCAGAGCAGGAGGCCGAGGCGCAGCUCAGCGCGCAGGCAGCUGCCAAGCGCCGGCCCCGGCAGGCUCCCGGCGGCCUGGGCGGGCAGAGAGCGCUGCAGCAGAAGCCCCGCAGCGGAGCCUGCCCUUGCGCGCGGCGCGUCCCAGCGCAGCGGCGGCGGAGCUGGGGCCGGAGAGGAAGUGCCGCCCGCAGCGGAGCGGCGGCAGCCAAGGGGAGCCGCAGGAGCUCGGCAGCUCCGCCCCGGCGCCCAGGAGCUGCCCCUGGCGCCCGCGGGCGCCAUUGGUGCUGCUGCCGCCAGCCUGCGCUGGGCUCUGCCUCGGCCUCGGCCUCUGCUCUGCGCCGCCUUUGGGCCGGCUGCCAGGCAUAUUUGAAGAGUUUGAAGAACCCAAAAACUCCUGAAAAUCUCUCCAACAAUCUUGAAGCCCAGAGCUUACGGUGCCGUUGGUGGUUGGAAGAACUAAAAGGUGCUGUGUCACUCUCUCUCCAUCAGCCCUGCCUCUCUAGGCUGGGGAAGUGCAGAGUUUGCAGAUGUGCCCCUUGGAACAGCCCAACAGGGAGAAAAGCUAGAUUGGGAUGCCAGCAGGAAUCCAGCUUAUUGCUGAUCUGUGGGGCAUCUAACCUCCUCCAGGGUAGGACAGUGACCUCUUCUCCCACCAGCAUGUCCUCACAGAAAGACCUGGACAAGAGCUGGGACAAGAAGCAGCAGCAGCCAGAGAACAAGAUGGAGCAGCCAAAGUGCAGCUCCAAGGAAGAGAACAACAUGAAGGGUGACGAUGAUGAGGAGAAUGAUGACUAUGACAGUGCUGACUGUGAGAACGAGGAGAAAAAUGAUGAAGAUGACCAAAAUGAUGAAGAGGAGAGGCAAUGCCACAUCCGCACCAGAGAGAAGCUGUUCCCCUGUUCUGAGUGUGACAAAAGCUUCAGUUGCAGAUCGUCCCUCGCUGUCCACAAGCACACACACACUGGUGAGAGGCCCUUCACCUGUGCUGACUGUGGCCAGAGCUUCAGCUACAAGUCUGCCCUCAUCAUCCACCAGCGCACACAUACUGGUGAGAAGCCCUUCACCUGUGCUGACUGCAGCAAGAGCUUCACCCAGCAUUCAACCUUCACCCAACAUCGCCUCACACACACUGGUGAGAAGGUUUCCUGCCCUGACUGUGGCAAGACCUUCAGCCGCAUCUCUACCCUCAAAAACCACCGCCGGAUCCACACCAGAGAGAAUCUGUUCCCCUGUGAAGAGUGUGGCAAGAGUUUCACCUUGAGCUACAGACUGCUCCGACAUCGCCUCAUCCACAGCAGUGAGAAGCCUUACAGCUGCACUGACUGUGGCAGGAGUUUCACCUACAGUUCCACCUUCACACUCCACCGCCGCAGGCAUGCCGGGAAUAAGCCCUUCACCUGCACUGACUGUGGCGAGAGCUUCAGGCAGAAAUGCGCUCUUAAUCUCCACCAAUGCACACACACUGUCGAUAAGCCACACACCUGUGGUGACUGCAGCAAGAGUUUCGCUCGCAAGUCCUCUCUCAUCAAGCACCGUCGCAUCCACACUGGUGAGAAGCCUUUCACCUGCAGUGACUGCAGCAAGAGUUUCGCUCGGAAGUCCUCUCUCAUCACGCACCGUAGUGCCCACAGUGGUGAGAAGCCCUACAGCUGUGCUGACUGUGGCAAGAAGUUGAAGAGCUGCUCCAGUCUUGCCCGGCACUGCCUCAGCCAUGCCGCUGACCAGACCACACUAGGGAACAGUCACAAAUAGACCCACCCUGGGUCUGUUGGGGUUAUUGGGACCACCCCACGAGGGUCUUUCCAGCAGAUGGAACCAAAAUCCCCUCAUUUUGACCUGCAUUUCUCAGAGACUGGGGGCUCCAGUAGGAAACAACCCCUGUCCUGCUUCAGGCCUGCUGGAAGAAAUUGGAUCUACUGCUGAGCUCGUACAAAGCUCAUCAGAAGCCCUGGGCCUCAUGGAAUUGUGCAGGGCAAGUUUUGAAAGUGCCUGUGGUGGUCUGGCCUUGUCUGGGGGCCAAAUGCACCCCAAAGCUGCUCUGUCACUGCCCUUCUUAGGUGGAGAGGGGAGAGGGGCAAGUAUCACAGGCAGCCUGGAACAAGAUAGAUGCAGUUUUACAAAUGCAAAGCAGCGGCCAAGGCUAUGAAGGGAACUAGAAGCAUACGAAGAUGUUAUUCUCUGCUGCCCACCAUGCCAGAUGAUGUUUUGGUCACUGCCAGGAAGCAGACUCCCGUACACACAGCAGCUGCUGCAAAGGGCAGAGGCCAUCAACAACUGUCCCCACACUGCCUUCUGUCACUUAGCUUUUGUAUCUGAGCUGGCAUCACCUGGCACAUGUCUGCUUGAGUUGAAGCUGCUGCUGUUCUUCACAGCCUGCUGCAGCCAUGGCAGUUGCAGAAAUGAAAGUGCUGACUACUGUGUCAUGAAAGUGUGAUGUGGCUCAAAGUUCAUAUUUCAGCAUAGGAGGCUUCCUGUUGCAGUUGCUGGUUCUUGUUCAUUGGGUGUGGGCUCUCUUCUGCAGACCUGGUGGUGAAAAGAGUGGCAGUCAGGGAGCUGCUGGGUUUGGGGCUCUGUUUUAUGCUCUUGGAUUUUUUUUUUUUUUUUUGUGUUUUCCACUGCACUGCUUCUGUAAGUAGGCUGAGCUAAGGUACUGCUGCAUUGUGUUAGAUUAAUUAGAUUAUUAGCUAAGGUAAUUAGGCAUUGUGCUUAUGAUAUCUCAUGUUCCAUUAAACUCUUAUCUCUUUAUCUCA
Messenger RNA from Pogoniulus pusillus (Red-fronted tinkerbird), 3473 nucleotides. Its product is annotated as zinc finger protein 528-like. Bases 1 to 2475 code for a protein of 824 amino acids. The record is from RefSeq and is a predicted model, not a curated record. Gene Ontology annotation, molecular function: DNA-binding transcription factor activity, RNA polymerase II-specific; RNA polymerase II cis-regulatory region sequence-specific DNA binding. NCBI's taxonomy places the organism in Eukaryota, Metazoa, Chordata, Aves, Piciformes, Lybiidae. The transcript has 5 exons. Gene Ontology annotation, biological process: regulation of transcription by RNA polymerase II.